UGCUCAUCUUCUAUUUCUAAUCUUUCCUUCUUGCUGCGUCACAUCUUGCAUACCAACCUCCAGCAUCUUGGUGAUAACACUGCUUCGAAUGCUUCCUUGAACAGUCGCAAGGCCCAUGUCAGAUUGAAAGCCUGUCAAUCGCAACAUGGCUUCUCCGCCUUCUGACACUCCCCUCGCCACCGACGAAUCCCGUCUUCAUCUUCCCACGUCAUCCGUCUUCGCCCCUAUAGGAGUAUCAACCUUUCAACCCAUAGCUUCAACAUCCACAAGUAGACCGGACCCAUCUACCCCCAUCUUCUCAUUCUCAACUCCCAUCUUGUCAUCCCCCGAAACCUCAGGACAAGGUGAAACGCCCUUUGCACAUCCACGAACCCCUGUCAAUCAGAAAACCGCAGACCCAUAUAUAGUCCAUGGAGAGGAUUAUGACACUGGUUUAGGUUACGGAGACGUAACGAUCCAAGAGAAAGGGGAUGUCAGGGAGGAUGGUGUUGCGGAAGGAAUGUCACUGGAUUUCAGAGAUGGAAUGCUGGCUAGUGGAUCGAGACGAGCCCUUCGGGAUGAAUCAGCGGAAAUAGCUCAAAGCUUAGUUGAUGCUGAAGAGACACACUUGGAUGAGCUUCUGGAUACGACACGGAGAAGACUGGAUGAGUUAGGAGGAGUCAAAGAAGGUGAUGGCUGGGAACAAAGGGAUGAGCUGAUGGGAAUGCUCAAUCGUAUCUUGCCCUUUGUGGAGUCCCGGAUACCUCUUCUAGAGGCUCAAGUCGUUGCUCAAAGGGAAACUAUCACUACGCUACAACAGCAGAAACGUCUUUCAGACCAAUUACACCUGACGGAAAGUCAACGACACGAAGCCGAACGUACUUCUUGGAACUCGGAGAUUCGAGCUCUCAUACGUGCUCGUGACGGUGAGAUUGCAGCUGGGACCAGACCCAAGAAACUGUUGGAGAUUGAUGUCGGUUAUCAGCAGGAGCUUGAAGCGGCUAACAAACGGCUUGAGAUGGAUAACCGGCUCAUGGCUCCGAGGUUGAAAGACACACAAGAGCAAAUAAACAAGCUUGUCAAUGAGCUACGACAUCUUCGAACUCACGUCAUGCUAUCCACCGACCCCUUCACCCCUCGUAGACUAGACGCGUAUGACCAACCCUUCGGCCAUGGUCCGUCGAGUUCACCCAUGAAGAGCUUCUCGAUCAAUACGACUUUGGGAGAUGCGCGCGCAGAACAUUUACUUCUCGCUGCUCGGACGGUCCGACAGGCUCGAGGUCACAAUUCUCAGAUCGGUCGCUUAUCACUAGACGAGCUGAAGAGGAGUCAUGUCGUCGGUCCAGAGGGUGGUGUGGGGUACGCCGAAGGAUAUGGAAGAAUUCUGGGAGACGAAUCGUCUGCAACGGAUAGUGAGAUGGAAGAGUACAGCUUCGACGAUGAUCAUCGAUUGAGUAGCGGGAAGACCAAGAACAAGUCCGUUCAUGGUACACCUUUACUUCCACGUGCCAAGCGAAGCGGCAAAAGACCUUUACCACCCACCACCCCUAGUCGAAAUCGUGGUCAGCCGAGUCAGCCGCAGACUACUCCGGGCGGAAGUACACUGAACGAUUUACUACGCGCGGCAGAGAUGGCGACUAGGCCGAGUACUCCUCCCCCUCAAGAUCGAACACCUCAAAUCCCCAUGUCGGCCAUGUCGGCCUCUCGUAGCACGGCCAAACGUGAAGAUAGUAGGAGCGAAUCUCCCGACAAACGUCGACGAUUAGGACCUGCCGCUUCUAUCACUCCUGGCGGUUGGAGUCAUGCUAGACGGAUCAGCGGUAUGGACCUUCAAGAUGAGACAUCCAGACGGAUUGGCUUUCCCUCAGCUCUCCACGAGGGAAACGACUCAGCACCAGAGUCCCAGACGAGUCAUCCUGACGCAUCGGCAUUGGAUCUUCUCGCUCAGGCCAGUCAACUGGAUGAGAUACAAAACCCUCAAGAUCCGUCAUCGUCCCAACUGUCGACAUCUCGAAUAGUCGGCUUUGAGGAACAUGAUCCAUUGGAAUUCUCCCCUCGAAGUAAUCAAACUGAAGGUUUAGCCCCCGCCAUCGAUCUUCGAAAAGGUUCGACGUCUAUGAUCGAAGAUGAUCAGAUCGAUCCUACACUUCAAUCCCUUCCUCCACCUCCAUCCUUUUCUCAAACCGCAAACACCACACCUCGUACACACGGUCGUCAUCCGUCCUUUUCAAACACCCAGCUUCAGACUCCCGCUCGGAUACACGAUGACGACGAUCUUACCACUGUGGGAAUGUCGGCAAAGUCAGAAGGUUACGGAUUGGAUUCUAUUUCUUUCCAAAGUCCUACCGGUGCGGCUGUACCGGGAUUGGGCAGUAUGCCAGCGAGACGGGUGAGAUCGCCAUAUUUGAAAUGGACCAAGGAAGAGGAUGAAUUGUUAGCGCGAGCAGUAGCGAUGCAUGGUGAGAAAUGGGAUUUGGUCAGUAAAGGUGUUCCGACCAGAAGUUAUCAUCAAGUCCGACAACGAUGGUUGAGAAAAACGGGUGCUUUUGAUAAACGCCCAAAUCAAUCGAACGAAGGGUUACAUGGAAUGUCAGGUUUAGUAAGGGAAGAAUACGAAGAGGAACCUGCUUCUCCGACUUUGCAACAGAAGAAGAAGAGAAAGAAUAGUGAUAGAUGAUGGUGGACAUUCUUGCAUCAAAAGUCGUCAUCGGAAACAAAGACACAAAAUAGUAAAGUAUAAUUCAUGCAUAUAUUAGACAUUUG
Messenger RNA from Tremella mesenterica DSM 1558, 2742 nucleotides. RefSeq lists its product as uncharacterized. NCBI's taxonomy places the organism in Eukaryota, Fungi, Basidiomycota, Tremellomycetes, Tremellales, Tremellaceae. The transcript is spliced from 6 exons. The record is from RefSeq and is a predicted model, not a curated record. Bases 146 to 2656 code for a protein of 836 amino acids.